This is a messenger RNA of Drosophila eugracilis, 4500 nucleotides long. It is a transcript of the gene mthl1, whose product is annotated as probable G-protein coupled receptor Mth-like 1. NCBI's taxonomy places the organism in Eukaryota, Metazoa, Arthropoda, Insecta, Diptera, Drosophilidae. Gene Ontology annotation, biological process: G protein-coupled receptor signaling pathway; cell surface receptor signaling pathway. The transcript is spliced from 2 exons. Gene Ontology annotation, cellular component: membrane. Gene Ontology annotation, molecular function: G protein-coupled receptor activity. The record is from RefSeq and is a predicted model, not a curated record. Bases 550 to 2523 code for a protein of 657 amino acids.
AUCAUCGAGAGUAUUUCCAAAAAAACGCGAGGAAAAGGUUGCUUCGCUUUUAAGCCAGAGCACAGUGAUUUUUUUUUUUCACCGCGCGAUGUGUUUACGACUGAAAAUUGAGACAACAAACCUUGGUGGGAAUAACACGAAAUGAUAUUCGCUUUUCGCAUCAAUUUUAAAUAAAAUUGUGAUAUACAUAUAUACAUAAUUCGCUGACAACACGAUUUCAUUGAAGGCGUCCAUCUCAGCCUACCCGUGUGUUUAUUUUACGCGAUCCGACGACGAUUUUCCAGCGACGACGCCUCGAUUUUGUUUGUUUGUUUGCCCAACUUAACGGAGGUGAAAUUUUUCAUUUUCCCCUAUUUGUUUACGGGCUAGUUGAAAGAGAGGAAAAGUGAAAAGUGUUAUUCGACGAAGCGAAACGGAACGCAAAAAGAUCUUAAGAUAUGUGUACAUAGCACAUAAAUUGCAGAUUGAGGCCAAGACAAGGCAAAAAGAACCUGAAAUCUAAAGAUCUUGACGACGGUAGCAAAAGCGACAACGACAACAAAAAAGAACAUGAUGGAUUUCAGGCUGCUUAUCAGGAAUUGUGGCCUACUUAUGGGCGCAAUCCUGCUACACAUUUCGGUGUCCUUGUGUUUGGCCAUCGAGGAGCCUACAGCCCCCCUACCUCGCCCGUCUCCACCGCCCACCGUGAAGCUCAACAAGUGCUGCCACACGGGGGAGUAUUUAAACGAAUCGAGUAACGCUUGCAUCGCUGGCAGUGAAGCCUUGUGGUUGCCUAUGGUCUAUCUGGUUCAGCAACAGCGAUUCUUCGAGCCGCUCGGAGCCAGCCCGCGCUUUAUGAAGUUUCUCCCCAAUAUCAGACCAUCCUGCCGCCUAGAUCAAACUACGGAGAUUUUUCGUAGCCGCGGCGCCAACGUUAUGCUCUUUCCUAAUGGCACAUUGUAUGUGCGGGAACGUGGUCUUAUGGUUCAGCCGUCAGACUACUGUGUCGACUGGGAAGUGGCGGUUGUGUGUGUUGACAGCCUACCGGCCGACGCUUUAGAGGUUCCAGGACCAGGAGCAACACACGUUCAGAAGGAGGCGCCGGUUAGCCUGCGAUUAAACAAGUGUUGCGGAAAGUGGGGUAUCUACAAUACUGAGCAGCAAAACUGUUACUUGAAGACCAGCAAUCAAAAAGCCGCCGAUGGACUACUUCGACUGUCACCACAACUUCCUGAGGGUAGCUAUCUGACCAGCUAUGGCCUGCCCGUAUGUGCUCGUCCCGGGGGUUAUUCCAUAGCCGGGGAUUGGCAAGAUGCCAAGCUGGAUCGGGCAACGGCCAGACUGCAGUUGCCGCACAAGAACCUCAGUGCCGAGCAAUAUUGCCUGGAGCAUACACAACGUGAGGGCGAGGUCAAAAUCAUAGCGUGCCAGCAUUUAUUUAGGACUGACGGAGGAGGAGAUGGGACACAGGAUGGAUCCACAGGAGACUCUAUCGAGGAAGUCAAUGGUCAGAAUUUGCAAAAGGCGGUUUUAACUGGCGGCAUACUUGUAUCGAUUGUGUUUUUAACCGCCACUUUGGUCGCCGGCUUCCUGCUGCCCGCCGUCCAUCAUGCCCUUCACUGGCGUUGCCAAAUCUUUUAUGUAACCUGCCUGCUGAUCGGCAAAGUGUUGCUGGCCAUUGAGGAGCUGAGCUCAAGUUUGCUACCAGGAAGUGUGGCUUGCCAGGGACUGGCCAUCUGCAUGCAGUUCUUUUUCUUGGCCGCGUUUUUCUGGCUGAAUACCAUGUGCUUUAAUAUUUGGUGGACUUUCCGGGAUUUUCGACCCAGUUCGUUGGAGCGCAAUCAGGAGGCCCUCCGGCGGUAUCUGUAUUAUCUGUACGCUUGGGGCGGCCCGCUGCUCAUCACUUUUGUGGCCGCCUGUGUGGAUCAGUUGCCGGAGACGACGCUACUGAGACCAGGAUUCGGGCAGCUGUACUGUUGGUUCGACAAUCGGAACCUCUCCAUCUUUGCCUACUUCUACGGACCCAUUGGUCUCCUAUUGUGCGCCAAUAUAGCGCUCUUUGUGUCAACCACCCAUCAGUUAACAUGCGGCCUGUGGAAACGGGAUGAUGUCAAGUCCUCCACGGAGAAGUCUGCUUUGGGCAGAGUCUGCCUGAAACUGGUGGUCGUGAUGGGCGUCACCUGGAUAGCGGACAUACUAUCCUGGCUGGUGGGUGGACCACAUGGCGUAUGGUUCUUCACCGAUUUGAUCAAUGCCCUACAAGGUGUCUUCAUCUUUCUCGUUGUGGGCUGCCAGCCGCAGGUGUGGACCGCCUGCCGCCGGAUCUUCUGUCCAAGAUUGCGCCACGACAUUACUAAUACAACGAACGGAGUUCAGCAUUCGAGCAGCUCACAAGGAAUGCCAUCAUUGGCCGGUGGUACGGAGACAACGCAGAAUACCACCAUGCCCAGCAGUCCGGCGGCGGAUAGUGGACUAGAGGAUGACAUACUGGAGAAAGCACCGAUACCCCCCGUUCCCACAAUCAAAAUGGAGACUGUUUGCUAAACACAACUGAGACGACGAGCGACACUGCGAAAGUCAGGCCCGGACACAAAAGUCCAGACCUCGAACGAGCGAAAUAAUGGCAAUGGGCAGCUCAGCAGAAGCAAAAAAAAAAAAGCGAACAAAAAGCUGCUAAAGCUGGAGUUUCGAGACGGGAGGCACACACUUGCGCAAUCGCAACAACAAAAGCAAGCUGACCAGCUAAUUGUGCGGGUAAAUGUGUGCAUGUAUGUGUGUGUGUGCUUGUGAGCGUCUUGCUCGUGAUUUUGAAAUCGGCCAACAACCGCUGUGGAUCGAAAAGUACUCAGUAUGCCAGUAUUCAACUUCAAUUUGAGCCAGCACAAAAGAAACGUAUUAUUUUAUUCAUCAUCAACAUUGCCAUCAUCAUCGCGAAAAGCAGUAAAAGCAGAAUAACGGUAGAGCAGUUCGGGUCACAUUAACACGUUCUAAUUGGACACUCUGGUCAGUGUUGCGAAAUGCUUGUGGCUAGCAAAUGGAAUGUGCAGCCAAACAGGAAUUCAGAAUAGACAAAACAAAGCAGAUCUAUUGUUGCUCUUUCAUCCAACAAGCACUUUCAAGCAACAAUAUAAAAACAACAGAGAAUCAGUUUAUAUCUGUGUGUGUAUGUAUGUGUGUGUGUGGCAACCACAAGGAAUUUGCUGUUGAGGCACUUUUGUUGUUGUUUAGUUAAGAUAGCUACUCUGCUUUUUCUGACUCAAAUCUCAAGUGUGAGAAAAACAGCAGAGCACAACACACAUUAACAUAUCGGAUGUUUAACAUUUAAAUUAGCCGAUUCUGAUUGGUAUUUCUCGAUUGACACUGCCUGCAUCCAGUUUUUUGUUUUUGUUUUAUAUUUGUGCUUGACAUUUGCAUUGCCUAAUCACUAUUUUUGCUGGAAUACUGGAUGGAACAAUGCUGACUGAAACUAUUUUUAUAUUUGCCGCAUAAUCUUUUUCAUCUGAAACAUUUUUGAAUGUUUUUCUUAUGUGCAGAGUAAACAAUCGAAAUUUAUUUACUUGGAAGCAUAAACAGAAACGCCACACACACACACACAUGCAUAUAGUUAUAAGCGGAAACAAUCAAAUUGAUCAUGGAAAGUUCAACGAUACCUAUCGAUCAAGGUUAAAUGGUAUAAAAAAGAAAGCGUGCUUAAUUAAGCAAUGAUAAAGCAGUACACACAUUCUCUGAAACUUCCAAGCAAGCAGUGCCCAUUGUCCUAGAUCCUGCUUAUGGCGCCAAAUUCAAAAAUGUAUUCCCCCAAUCCCCAAUGUAUUUUAUAUAUUUUAGGUCUUGAAAACGCAGAAACUACAAUGCAGUACAAUUAUUAUUUCUCAUUAUUAUUAUUUAAUUCAUUAAUUAUUUUAUAUUUUUUUUUGUAAUUGACUAAUAUUAAUUUAUUGCUCAAGUUAUGAUCACACGUUCAACGUGUGCAUGAGUAACACAUUUGUAUUAUUUAGUAGAACUUCCAAAGUGUUCAGGCCAAAAGUAAUUCUCCCCGUACGAGCAUACUUGAUACUGGUAGGAUUCGAGUGUUUAUAUAUAUAUAGAUAGUUAUUUGUAAAUAAUCAACGAGGAAAUUACUUUCCAUUCUAUAAAGUUUAUAUAAUUAUUUUUCUUGAUCUAAGCAACGAAUCGAAUAUGAAAUUACCGAAUGACUGAGACAAAGGCAGCGAAUACUUUUCACCAAUUUAGAUAUAGAUUUUAAUUUUGAUACUAACUAUUGACUAUUGUAUAUAAACGUAUUUUGUACAACUUAUUGGCUAAGCAAUUUUAUAUAUAUAUUAUAUACAUUUAAAUAUCUAAGAACCCCGAGGGUGGAGAAACAACGAUUGUUAACUUUAUUGUCCAUAAUUCGAAACCCUCUUAACUCCACAACGAAUAGUUAGUAAGUUUUAGCCCUUAUAUCAUAUCGAUGAUGAUAAGAUUCUAAGAAUUACCAAACUGUUGUUAACUAAAACUAUAACAAAAACAAACGAACAA